AUGCCUUUCAUUAAGCCACCAAAACAUUACAGUAAUCCUACUGAAAGCGAAAGAUAUAAAGUUGUAGAUGAGAUAUUGGCGGCACCAGACUAUUACCGAAUUUUAGGAGUUACAAGAAAUGCAUCAACAGAAGAAAUAAGAAGAGCUUAUAUCAAAAAAAGUAGAAUAUGUCAUCCUGAUAAGUUUGUUCCAGCCUAUCCUUUAGCAACUGAAAGUUUUCAACUAUUGUCGAUCGCCUAUGAAACGCUGAGUAAUCCUUCUUCAAAAUUAUUAUACGAUCUAUCGAAUCAUAAGCAAAGAUCAGCCACUACUGCUACAGGAUGUCGAUAUUCAACUUUUGCUGCUGCUGCAAAGAGUGAAGAUGAAGAAGUCAACGCCAAUCAAACGCUUCAGCGAGUUUUACAUCAGUUAUUCAUUGAAAUGCUAGAAGGAGAAUUUGAAACCAUGCGUGCAUUUAUUUACGCCUUAAAUGGAACAAACCCUGGAAUACAUAUUACAGAUGAUACCAUAGCUCAAAUAGAAUUAGGCUUUCGAAAGAUGCGGAAGUUAGUGUUAUCGAUACAGUUCGAACUGAUGAAGUUAUACGAAUUGCAACACGAAUUACGGUCACUUUCUUAUUUUAGUUUGUGGAAAAGGAUGGGGCUUUCUAUCACUAUUUGCAGAAUACUGUUACAAUUACCCAUCAUCAUCAAUACUGAAGUAAAGCAAAAGCAAUCUAGAGCAGUAGACGAAGAACGACAAGAAAGACAAGGCUCAAUAGGAUCACCAUCGUCAGCCACAACGGCUACAAAGAAUAAGGAAGGCCUUGGAAUUUUGAAUUCAAGAAUUGAGGGAGCUUUACAAAUAGCAGUGCAAUUACUGGAAGCAAGCGAAAAAUACGUAAAAGCCUGUAGGUCGCACACUUAUCCGGGGCCUGAAUCAAUAGCAGAAAGCAGUUUGGUCAUUUUAGAAUACGCCCAAACUCUAAAAGAUACAGGCGAUCCAAGCUUUUCUGUCAGCGCUCGUGAAGACUUGGCUGCUGGAUAA
Mycotypha africana is the source of this 1026-nucleotide messenger RNA. RefSeq lists its product as uncharacterized. Gene Ontology annotation, cellular component: endoplasmic reticulum membrane. The record is from RefSeq and is a predicted model, not a curated record. Bases 1 to 1026 code for a protein of 341 amino acids. The transcript is spliced from 7 exons. Gene Ontology annotation, molecular function: Hsp70 protein binding. Gene Ontology annotation, biological process: cellular response to misfolded protein. NCBI's taxonomy places the organism in Eukaryota, Fungi, Mucoromycota, Mucoromycetes, Mucorales, Mycotyphaceae.